Trichophyton rubrum CBS 118892 is the source of this 918-nucleotide messenger RNA. RefSeq lists its product as uncharacterized. Lineage: Eukaryota; Fungi; Ascomycota; Eurotiomycetes; Onygenales; Arthrodermataceae. The record is from RefSeq and is a predicted model, not a curated record. Bases 1 to 918 code for a protein of 305 amino acids. The transcript has 3 exons. Gene Ontology annotation, molecular function: oxidoreductase activity, acting on the CH-OH group of donors, NAD or NADP as acceptor.
AUGCCGCCGCCAAAGGAUAUCCCGAACCCUGUUGAGGAUCCCGGGGACUAUAUCAUAACCAGCGACGUAAAUGGCGACACAUAUCCCGAUAUCGACCCGAAACUGCAAGACUUUACAGGCAAAGUAAUUUUCAUUACUGGCGCUUCGGGGGCUCUUGGCCGAGCCGCAGCCUUGUCUUUUGCCAAAGCUGGUGCAUCUAAGAUUGCCCUCGCCGCCCGCACCGACCUGACCCAGGUUUGCAAGGACGUUGAAGCUGCAGCGGAAUCUGCUGGUCGACACAAACCAACGGUCCUGCCCCUGCACAUAGACGUGAAGGAUGAAAACAGCGUGGCAGCGGCAGCCGCCCGAGUAGAGGAGGAGUUCAAAUGCUGUGACGUGGUCAUCAACUACGCUGGAGUAGCUGGCAUCCUCGGCAAGGUAGCAGAAACAGAUACGGCUGAGUGGUGGGACAUGUUCCAGAUAAACCUUUACGGGUCCUACCUCGUCGCCCGGUCGUUUCUUCCACUGCUGGCAAAGGGCGGAGAUGCUCGGUAUCUCAUCUUGGUUGGCAGCGUCUGCGCUCACUUUGCCAUCCCUGGCGUCAGUUCAUACCAUAUUUCGAAGCUGGGCGUCAUUCGGUUGGCGGAGUGCAUCAAUGCAGAAUACGCGGAGCAGGGCAUCACUUGUAUCAGCAUCCAUCCUGGGAACGUCUUCACCAAGCUGGUCCGCGGGAUAUUCGACAAAAUGCCACCUGAGCUCAAGCACGUAUUCACGGAAACCCCCGAGCUCAGCGGCGAUGCCCUCACCUACAUAACGUCAGAGAAGCGUGAGUGGCUCGGUGGUCGAUACGUGAACAUGAUCUGGAACAUGCCAGAGCUCAUGUCGAACGAGGAGGAGAUUGUCGAGAACGAUAAGCUCUUUUUCCGCCUGAAGUGCUAG